Molecule: messenger RNA, 1761 nt
Organism: Boleophthalmus pectinirostris (great blue-spotted mudskipper)
Lineage: Eukaryota; Metazoa; Chordata; Actinopteri; Gobiiformes; Gobiidae
Gene: gem
Product: GTP binding protein overexpressed in skeletal muscle
Exons: 4
Coding region: 149-1066 (305 amino acids)
Biological process (GO): negative regulation of high voltage-gated calcium channel activity
Cellular component (GO): plasma membrane
Molecular function (GO): calcium channel regulator activity; GTPase activity; GTP binding
Source: RefSeq, a predicted model, not a curated record
CGUGCAAAGGCAUUUUGCGCUGCGUUUUGAGUGAGUUUACGACUAGUUUGGAGCGAGCAACGAUGUCUCUCUAAACUCUGAAAAAGUUAAAUCAACAACCAUACGUUUUUUUUUACACGAAGACGGGCAUCGUUUAGUCCAGGACACCAUGUUUUCCAGUAUGCGUCGGCACAGCCUCCGUCUCCACUCAGAGCUCCACCGCUGGAGCAUCUGUGACCCUGGGAACCGGCGGCCCUCAGACAGUCUGCUCACUCGUGUGCCCGCCUGCAUCUCCCGGUCCAAGUCCUGCAGCGGCUCGGCAGGAGACUCGGACGGCUGCCGGGGGAGCUGGUCCUCCUCGGACUCAGUCAUUUCGUCAGACUCGGUCGGAGAGUCUCCCGCUCCCACCGUGUACCGCGUGGUGCUGCUGGGUGCCAGUGGGGUCGGGAAAACCGCUUUCGCCAGUAUCUUCGCUGGAGCUGCGGACAGUAUGGACAGCGACGAGUGCGAGCUGUGCGGAGAUGAAGUGUUUGAAAAGGAGGUUGAAGUAGAUGGAGAGACUGCGACAGUUACUCUGAUUGACACAUGGGACGCUGAGUUGGACGAUAACUGUGUUCAGGACUGCCCCAUGCAGGCAGGUGAUGCGUACCUGCUCUUGUACUCCAUCACUGACCGCGCGUCCUUCCUGAGAGCGUCCGAGCUGCGCAUCACUCUUCGCCAGUUUCGCCCUGCGGAGCAGACGCCCAUCAUUUUAGUCGGCAACAAGUGUGACCUGGUGCGCCGUAGAGAGGUUUCAUCGAGUGAGGGCCGAGCCUGUGCAGCUGUGUUCGACUGCAAGUUCAUUGAGACUUCGGCCGCGAUGCAGCACAACGUGUGGGAGGCUUUCCACGGGAUUGUCCGACAGCUGCGCCUGCGCAGAGACUCGAAGGAAGCAAAUAAACGCCGGCGCUACGUGAAAAACAGCGUGCGAAGAGAAAGCCUGCCUCUAAAGGCCAAACGCUUCAUUGACAAAGUGGUGGCCAAGAACAACCCCAAUGUCGCAGUUUGGCUCAAAUCCAAAUCCUGCCACGACCUCUCUGUGCUGUAGGGCUGAAAGAUUUUGGAGAAAAUAUCUAAUUACAAGUUUUCUAACAAGCACUGCGAUUCGAUUUGCGAUUUAUGAUUUAAUCAUUUCUGUUCAAAGUUCACAUUUAAAGUGUGCCCUGAGGAACUGCCAAAAAGACUGAACUGACAAAGUAACACAAGAAAGAGAUUUCAGAACAUGUUUGUGCAGAUCUACAAUAGCUGUUUUUAUGCACAAUAAGACAGGAUAUUUUGUUUGUUGUGGAGGAAAUUAUGAUUCUAUAUUGUAGUUUUAACGAUUUGCUAAUUGUGUUCAGAUCUUGAUUGCAAUUAAUCCUACAGCCUGGUAGGCGUCCUGCUCACUACUGUUUUUUAUCAGACAGGUGGAUUUAGUCUAGUCUUGGACACUUUAAUGGACAGUUACUCAGAGCUGAUGCACCCCAGUGAUGAGUAUUUAAAACAGUCCCUCACGAGAAACAUGUUUUACUUGGAGAGGCUGAGAGCACACUGCUUUCACAUGUGAGCUCUGGCCCUAAUCCUACACAGACGCUGGGAACACAAGGACUCGGAGAACAUGUGAUCUCAGAAAUGAACCCUGAACCUUUUUGCUGUGAGGAAGAAGACCUAACCCACUAUGCCACCACACCACCUGAAUGACACUGAAUGAACUUUAUUACACUUCUGUGCAGUUCUUGACCAGUGGCUCAUUUUAACCUCGUU